Cyanistes caeruleus (blue tit) is the source of this 2505-nucleotide messenger RNA. The record is from RefSeq and is a predicted model, not a curated record. NCBI's taxonomy places the organism in Eukaryota, Metazoa, Chordata, Aves, Passeriformes, Paridae.
UGGAGGACAGGAGGGGACCCAGUUCUGGGGCAUUCCCAGGGUUUACGGUGGGCGUAAGGAGGGGUCCUCAGAAGGUUUAGGGUAGAGAGGAGUCCUGAUUUUGAAGUUACCCCACAGGGUCGGGGUGGGGUGAGAGAAGAGGCUGCAGUUCUUCCAGGAGUGUUCCUGGAAGAACUGAGAGAUUGGAGGGCCCAGGGUGAGGAAAGGUCCCAGAUCUGAGGGUCUGUGAGGGUAGGGGUGAUGGAGAGGCUCCCCCUGGUUCUGUGGUGUCCCCAGCGAGGGUGUUACUGAGGGCAGGGCUGCCCCAGUGGAGCUGUGGCCCCAGGCUCCGAUCACAAUUUGGGGUUGGGGGUUACAGGGCAGGUUUCCCUGCACGAGGGGCCCUUGCCGAGCCUGUGGCCAGAGGUCUGUGGCACUGAUGUCCUCACUGGCUGCCCCUCAGAUGGCUUCGGCAGCAUGAGUAUGUGGAGAAGCUGAACAUGCACGGCAUCCUGAGUGCCUCAGCAGGCCAGGAGCAGCUCCUCACCGAGCUGCUGGUCACCCAUGCCAAGAUUCCUGUUCUCAUUGGGGAGCUGAUCUCUGUGGAGAUCUGGAAGCACAAGAUCUUUCCUGUGCUGUGCCGGCUGGAGGACUUCAAGCCAAGAAGCACCUUCCCCAUCUACGUGGUGCUGCACCAUGAAGCCUCCAUCAUCAACCUCCUGGAGACAGUGUUCUUUUACAAGGAGAUCUGCGAGUCAGCAGAGGACAGCAUUCUGGAUUUGAUUGAUUAUUGCCACCGCAAGCUGAUCCUGCUGGCAGCUCGGAGCACCAAGGCACAAGCAGUGACCUCAGCGGAGCUUCGUGCUGAGCAUCUGGCCAGCCCCUCAUCCAUGCAGGAGCUGCAGAAGCAGGCAGAGAUGAUGGAGUUUGAGAUUUCCCUGAAGGCCCUGUCUGUGCUACGGUUCAUCACUGACCAGGUGGACAGUCUGCCCCUGGGUGCACUGACACGGAUGCUGAACACCCACAACCUGCCCUGCCUCUUUGUUGAGCUGGUGGAGCAUUGCCCCUGGAGCUGCUGGGAAGCAGGCAAGCUCAAGAAGUUUGAGAAUGGCACAUGGCAUGUGGUGCCCCCUGAGGACCAGGUGAAGAUGACCAAACUCGAUGGGCAGGUGUGGCUUGCCCUGCUCAACCUCCUGCUCAGUCCCGAGUGCCAGCGCAAAUACCGCUUCGAUGGCUUCAACAGGAGCCAGCUCCUCAAGCUCCGUGCAUUCCUGACAGAUGUCCUCAUUGACCAGCUGCCCAACCUGGUGGAGAUGCAGAGAUUUCUGAGUUACCUCGCAGUGACAGAGCCUGCUCCCCCCAAAAAGGAUCUCAUCCUGGAGCAGCUGAGGGGAGAAACUGAGUGUGGGGGCAGAUCUGCAGAGGCUGCUGAGGAGAACUGGGAGUACAGAGGCUCUUCCCCACUGCCAGAGGCUCCCACACCGCUUCCUGGAGGAGAUGUGUAUGUUGGGCAGUGGCUGGCUGGGCUGUCCCCAGUGGGAGCAUGCUGUCCCCAUUGCAGCUGGCUGUGUGGCCUGGGAGGAGAGUGAUGUUCCCUGUCAGAGGUGGCUGUGGCUGAGCUGGGGGCAUGGUCCAGGCUAGGAGCUGGAGCUGGGGAAGCUGCAGACUGGCAAGCUGAGGUGUUGGGGCUGGGGAUGGCAGCAGGGCGGAGGUGGACAUGGAUUCAUGCCACGUGCCUUGACUGCCAGUGUGUUGGUGGCUCAGUGACAGCCAGCUGCCUCGCUGGGGACCUGCUCCAGCCCUCACCCAGGCUGCUGCCCUUCUCCGUAACUCUGCUUUUGUGCCUGUGCUGCUCCUGCCCCUGCCAAGGGCUGGGGGUGAGCACGGGGAGCCAGCAGGAAGCACAGACAUGGGCUCCCUGCUCUGCCCAGAGAGUGGUGAACUCACUCCUUGUUGUUGAGCCAAGCUAAGGAAAGGCCUUUUUCCAUUUGGCUGCUCCCAGAGCAGCCUCCUCCCCUUCCUUGGCUAUUUUUACUCUGCUGGAGAAGGCAGCGCUGUUUGAAGCGGCAUCAUCCACUCCAGAGCCUGAGUUCGGCGCACUGCUCUUGGCCGGGACAUUUCCUUUUGCGCUGGCCGGCCCUUCCCCGGGUGUUCAUCUUCAGGGACGUGACGAGCGGAAAAAUCUGCUCAGACAAACGGCUCUGGAGCGUGGGGUUCACACCACUGCCACACGCAGGGUGCUGAGGUCCCAGGGCUUUCUUUUCAGCAGCCCAGGCCUCAAGGCUGAAUACUCAUUCCCAACUGGACACCAAAGGUCUUGCCUUGUUUCACCUCAAUGCCCACUGGAAAGUGGAUCCUUCCCCUUCCCUUCCCCUCCUGCUUCCAAAAGCACACCCUGACACCGUCUGCACCUCUGCCUGCCCUCCUGGAGGGCCAUGCUUCUUGUGCCCAGGGCUGGCUGCCUUCUCCCCAAACCACAGCACCUUUUUUAGGCUGUUAGCACCUCUUCCCCGGCCCUGCCUCUCC